Molecule: messenger RNA, 592 nt
Organism: Fomitopsis serialis
Lineage: Eukaryota; Fungi; Basidiomycota; Agaricomycetes; Polyporales; Fomitopsidaceae
Exons: 2
Coding region: 185-541 (118 amino acids)
Source: RefSeq, a predicted model, not a curated record
GAACAACUCAAUCUCAAACUCCCAUCGGCCGCCCCAUCGGCCCCGAACAUGCAGUCCCAUCCCGUAAACGCGACCCAGGCCAAGGACCGCCACUAAUGCAGCUCUCAAACUCACUCGCCCGUCUCUCGCAGACAGUGGCCACACCGCCGACCUCUGCGACCUCCUCAAGUCCAACCUGGACGCGAUGCGCACGCUCGCAUCGUCUCACGCUGCACAGUUCAUGACCGUCGCUGCAGAACUCACCGCAGAGCCAGACGCACCUCAGAAAAGUCGGCCUGACGCAGGUAGGUCAGUUGAUCGAAUGGUUCGCAUGCUAAGCCACCUAAACGCGGGAAUUACCAGCGCUUCCGCCUUGGUACAAAUGCACUCGGGUUUACGUACGCCGGAACACGCACACGGGACGAUCGCAAGUAUCCGCGAGCGGAGGGGGGUAUCAUCUACGCACUCCGGUGAGGUACGCGCGCGCAGGCUCGUACAUAAGAUGCACUCUACCACAGAGCUCACGAAGGGUCUCCGUCAUCCUGCGUGGCUUGCACCAUAGCACUGCCGUAUAUUGCUGUUGCAAUGGUAUGGAUGCUUUGGAUGUACCUCA